CUCUGGGCGGUUGAUAAGAUAAGCAGCAUUAAAGAGAAACUUACUCUCUCCUCUUUAUGUGCAACUUUUUGACAGCAAUUUCACACAUAAUAGUUCAGUAGUGACCUGGGUUCGUGUGCAAUUUGUGCGGCAACAUUUUGGGACAGGGUGAAGGCAACAGGAGCAGGUGGAUGUCUGUGUGCCAGGAUAUACAGCUGUAGACGUAUGUGAGGAGCAGAGCACAUUAGUGAAGAUUGAAUGAAUCUACACGAGUUUUCUGUGAACUGGUCUGCUACUUACGUUCUAAGCUGUAGAAACGCCAUUUUUGGUUGCAGACAAAUAUCAGGUGAUAUCUAUAUUCACAGGUUCAGUAUCCCAAGAGACAACAGAUGGCGUAGAAUCUGUUCAUUGUCUCUGAAAAAAUUAAGCGAAGACAGUUUGACUAAACAGCCAGAAGAGGUCUUUGAUGUGUUGGAGAAACUUGGUGAAGGGUCCUAUGGCAGUGUAUUCAAAGCCAUACAUAAAGAAUCAGGCCAAGUGGUCGCUAUCAAGCAGGUCCCAGUGGAAUCGGACUUGCAGGAGAUUAUCAAAGAGAUUUCCAUCAUGCAGCAAUGUGACAGCCCUCAUGUGGUCAAGUAUUAUGGCAGUUAUUUUAAGAACACAGACCUAUGGAUAGUCAUGGAAUACUGUGGAGCUGGUUCAGUAUCAGAUCUCAUUCGAAUAAGGAAUAAAACGUUAACAGAGGACGAGAUCGCCACAAUUUUACAGUCCACACUAAAAGGACUGGAGUAUCUACACUUCAUGAGAAAAAUCCACAGGGAUAUCAAAGCUGGAAACAUCUUACUCAAUAAUGAAGGCCAUGCCAAACUGGCUGAUUUUGGAGUUGCUGGUCAGCUUACUGAUACAAUGGCCAAAAGGAACACGGUGAUUGGAACCCCAUUCUGGAUGGCACCUGAAGUGAUCCAAGAAAUUGGUUAUAACUGUGUUGCAGACAUCUGGUCUUUAGGGAUUUCGGCAAUAGAAAUGGCAGAAGGAAAACCGCCAUACGCCGACAUUCAUCCAAUGAGGGCUAUUUUCAUGAUUCCCACAAACCCACCGCCAACAUUCCGGAAACCAGAACUCUGGACAGACGAAUUUACAGAUUUUGUAAAGCAGUGUUUAGUUAAAAAUCCAGAGCAAAGGGCUGCUGCGACACAGCUCCUGCAGCAUCCCUUCAUUAAAAGUGCCAAACCUGUGUCAAUACUGCGGGAUCUGAUCAAUGACAUGAUGGAAAUUAAACUCAAACGUCAGGAAGAGCAACAACGAGACUUGGAUCAGGACGAUGAGGAGAACUCGGAAGAGGAUGAUAUUGACUCGGGCACCAUGGUCCGAGCAAGUGCAGAUGAUACUGGGACCAUGAGAGCGGCCAGCACGAUGAGUGAAGGUGCACGGACAAUGAUCGAGCAUGAUAGCUCAACACUGGACUCUCAGAUGGGGACCAUGGUGAUCAACAGCGGAGAGGACGAAGAGGAUGGAACAAUGAAAAGAAAUGAGGAGACUGUGCAGCAAAGCAAACCAUCCUUCCUGGAGUAUUUUGAACAGAAGGAGAAAGAAAACCCAGCAACCAGUCACAGUAAUCGAAACGCACUUCAGAAUUCCUCUGAUAACUGGAAGGUGCCGCAGGAUGGGGACUUUGAAUUCUUGAAGAGCUGGAGUGUCGAAGAGCUACAGAGAAGACUCAGCUCACUGGAUCCCACGAUGGAGCAGGAGAUUGAAGAGAUUCGCCAGCGCUACCAGGCCAAAAGACAACCGAUCCUGGAUGCCAUCGAUGCCAAGAAACGACGGCAGCAGAACUUCUGAGAAACCAAGAGUUCCCACCACCAGGAUGAUGUGCUGAGCUCACCUUCGUAAGCGCUCAAAACUCUGAGGAAAAGCUAUUUGCAGACCACAUACGUACAUUCUCUUUGUCAAACACAUUCUGUCUGUCUAUCUCCUCUCUCUCUCUCUCUCUCUCGCACACACGCACGCGCACACACACACGCGUGCACACACACACACCCUCCUUCAUACACAUUGUCUCUCUGUCUCUUUCCCUGUUCGUCUCUGACUGUCUCACACGCAGGCAGUCUUUGCACACACUUACUCUUCUCUCUCACACACACACGUGCAUGCAUAUUUCUCUCCCACACACAAACACACACAUUCCAUAGACUCACUCUCACAUACACAGAGAUUCAUACUGUCAAACUCUCAACCACCCCCCAAAAAAUAGACUUGUACAACCAGACUUUUAUCACCCAGACAAGAAAUCAAAGUUCUUACGCUGUGGAUUGUUGUGGCAGCUUGCCCUUUAACUUCAGGAUUAUAGGUUAAAUCUGUCACCAGGAUGAACAAUGUUUUUUGUUUAUUUUUUAAAAAACUAUUUUUCUAGAAUUUCUUCACGCAGAAAUUAUCUUCACUCUGGAAAACUUUCAGCUUUAUAUUUAAUACAGAAACAAAGGAGUCCUCAGAUUACUGGCUUCGCAAUUAUCGGUAAAACAGCUGUAUUUCAGAGUGUCAGCAUCAACUUUCCAUCCUUGACCUCUUUGAUCAACUAAACAAAACCUGGCUUUGCUCAACAGAAAAGACUGACAAAUCUAGGCCAUGGAAUGGAAUAAAGUAAGGAAUUUCUGAAGGAGAGAGAAGCCAACUGAGCAAGAAGUGUCUCCUUCAGUCUCUCCUCUCAUUGGUUUCUUGGUGUGUCUGUAGUGGUCUUUGUAACAGCGUUGCAUAAAAAUGGCCACUCCCAGAAGUGACUUAUUAACACUGACUUAAUUUUGGUUCUCCAGCUUUUGACAGUCAUCAGUAAAGGUGUCCAGUGAAGGUGAACAAAUCCACCCCCCCACUCCAAGUAUCCAGCGUUUCGAAAGAUGGAACCUGCAUUUAUGUAGCACCUUUAGCUGUCUCAGGAUCUCCCAAAGUUUUGCAGCCAAUGAAGUACUUUUAAGUGUAGUUACUGUUACAAUGUAAGGAACAUGGCAACAAUUAGUGCACAGCAAGUAACAAUGAAAUAGUGACCAGAUCAUCCCUCAGCAACAAUGUUAGAUGUGGAAUGAAUAUUGACUAGGAUACCUCCCUUUCUCCUCUUCAAGAUAGCACCAUGCAAACUUUUACAUUGAGCCGUGUGUGCAAGAGUAGAGGGGACUUUUUAAUGUCUCACCUGAAUGACAGUUCUGACAGUGCGGCACUCCCUCGGCACAGUCAGUCUAGAGUUCGUGCUCAUGUCUAGAGUGAGUCUGGAAGCCACCAGCAUCCAACAUAAAGGUGGGAGUGCUACCAAAUGUGUUACAGCUGGUAUUUUAUUUCCCAGCAUCAGAGGACUGGCAUCAUCUUCACAUUAACCUUUUGAGUGCUGAGUAUUAUUUGCAUCUUGAAAGAUGCCCACAUCAUCACUCUUGCUAAUGGUGUCACGCUUUAUAAAGUAGCAUUGCUGGCUACACUGCUGUGAGCCCUCAGUAUUGACCAUUAGUUGUCAAUAGUAACCCAUUUUGUAGUUAUAGAGUCAUAGAAUUGUACAGCAUGUUAACAGACUCUUCGGUCCAACUCAUCCAUGCCGACCAGACAUCCCAAUCUGAUCUAGUGCCAUUUGGCCCAUAUCCCUCUAAAUGCUUCCUAUUCCUGUACCCAUCCACAUGCCUUUUAAAUGUUGUAAUUGUACCCGCCUUCACCACCUCCUCUGGCAGCUGGUUCCAUGCAUGCACCACCCUCUGUGUGAAAAAAGGUUACCCCUUAGGUCCUUUUUAAAUCUUUCCCCUCUCACCUUAAACCUAAGCCCUCUAGUUUUGGGCUCCCCUACCCUGGGGAGAAAGCAAGACCUUGCUUAUUCACCCUAUCCAUGCCCCUCGUGAUUUUAUAAACCUCUAUAGAAGUCAUCCCUCAGUCUCUCCCUAUAGCUCAAAGCUUCCAACCCCAGCAACAUCCUUUUAAAUCUUUUCUGAACCCUUUCAAGUUUCACAACGUCUUUGCUAUAGCAGGGAGACCAGAACUGAGUGCAGUAUUCCACUUGAGAUGGUACUUCAACAUUCCCAGCCAUUAGUUAUUCAACGCUGUAAUAGCACAAACACAGUGAGGCAUACUCUUAUAAAUGCUGAGUGGUGAAUAUUCACAGAAGAAGAUUGAAGAUAAAGGUUGAUUAAGGAAAGUGAAAGUGGGCUGACCCAGGGAAACAUAGGGUUGCUCUCUCGCUGGAGAGAGGCAACUGGUGGUGAGUUUAACGUGAAGGCCACCACUCUUCAGGUGGAGAGCCUUCUUGUCCUCAUGGUGACCUUCGCUAGUACCUGGGUGUUGGUGUCUCUGCAUCACAAACCAGCCCUUUAGAAAUGCAUGCCAGUAUCAACCUAUCUUUCUCCGUUGCUAAGUGUUUUGUCCAAAUGUUGAUGUCAGUUUUUAAGCAUCUGAUUUCCUUUCAUACCACAAACAUUUACUUAAAUUGACCACUAAUCUAGUUGGUGGAAUGGAGCUUUCCCAAGCACAUUGUUUGAUUGUAGAAAUACAAAGAUAACAACCCAUUUUAUAUUUUUCUAAAAUGUCUCCAAAUUCGAAUUAAACAUUAGCAUUUUUAAGUAAAUGUGGUUUACGUGAUCGCAUGGAUUUUUGUCAAGCACAAUUCAUGUUUCAGUCUGACGAGAUCUUUUUAUCAAUUGGGACUCAAUUAUGCCAGGGAGAGCUGCAAGAUUCCAAGUUUUUAUAACAUUCACAAGGUAUAAUCAAGAUAGGUGUAUCUAAGUUGCAGCCAAUGUCAUUUGUAUGUGUGUGUGUGAGAUCCUGUUAUGCUGCUCUUUGGUUUCAAAGUUAUGACUUAUAAGCAAUGUACUCUCCUUUAUUGAAUGAUACCCUCAUGGUUUAAAAAAUUUACCAUUACUGAUUAUGGUUUCUGCUUGUAGAACGUGACUCAGUGGCUCUGUAUCACUUCUUCACCUGAUGUGAACUAUACACCAGAGAUGUCCUGAACUUCAAACCCAAUCUACUACAUGUGCCAAGGUGUUGGCAGGGCUACAUUGCUUGUAUUCUAGUCUGAGUCUCUUAUUUCCUGUCCAGUGAUCACUGUUGCAGAAUGCACCAUAGACAUCAUGUGAGAAUGCAGUAGUUUGGCCUUUGGCUUGUUAUGAUGCCUUUCAUGGCCCAGUCGUUUAUUGGCACUGGCUGCCUAUUAAUAAUGGAACUGAUCAACAUUGUAUUAGGAGCAACAUCAAACAACACAAGUUUAUUUGAGCAAUUAACUGGAUAUAAUGACUGCAAAUAUGCCCUAAAAGAAUGCUACCUGGUUAAUUGGGAUUCAUCCUAGAAUAUGUCCGCAGUUGUUUUAUAGUAUAAUAAAUUGUCACUGAGGAUUCGGAGCACCAUUAUAAUGCUGAAUUUAGGACAUUAUCCAAUUAAUUUUGUACUGUCAUAGUGCUGUUUUCAAAAUGUUGGACAAGUGCUUAUCACGAAACAAUGGUAUGUACAAUUAUAAUCAAACAUCAGUAUUUUAUGGCACUGUUCAACAGAUUAGUCAGCUGGCCUGUUUUUCUCUCCAGUCUAAUCCAAACCUACUCUUUGCUUUCCAUACCCUGUAAUAUACUACUGAUCUGUGCAUGAUAAAAUGAGAGUCUCUCAUUACUACCACAGCUAGGAUCUUUACUCUCAAUCCCAGAGAAUGCAGCUGACUGCAGCAUACUCUGCAUAAAACAAAGGCAUCUUUGGCUUUUGAAUGUGCUAUACAAAUGCAGGAUGGUGUUGAAUAGCAUGUUUGAGACUCUCAGACUUUACCUGACCAUUGCUCAGUUGGGAUGAUGUAACAGAGAGUGGUACAACCCAACAGGAGGAGGCUGUUUACACCUUCGAACCUCUCCAGCAUUCAGGUGCGUCAUGGUUGAUCUGUAUCGAUCCACUUUGGUUUCAUAAACCUAAAUGCCAUUACCAAACAAAAUUCUGUCAAUCUCAAUUUUAACCAUUACUAUUGAUGCCUAACUUCAACAGCUUUUUAGGGGUGAGAGUUUCCAAUUUCCACAAUCCCUUGUGUGAAGAAGUGCUUCUUGACAUUGCCACUGAGCUGACCUGGCUCUCGUUUAAGGUUCUACCCCCUUUUAGACUCUCCUCCCCCCGCCACCUCACAUUUUAGACUCUUCUCACCCGCCACUCUGCCCUCAGAUGAAAUCAUUUCUCUCUGACUCCCCUGUUGGAUUCUUUAGUCACCUUAGUGCGCCACAAUUGGAUUAUUUUAAUUGACUGCAUAUUGCUGCCGUUCAAAUCCAUUUGAAGGGUUUCAGAAGAACAGAAGGUGUAACUGUAAAUCUGACAAAAUGAGCUAAAGGACCUUGAUCCUCCUACAGGAAGACCUUUGACGUUACCUUUUGAAACUGCACUGUGAAGACCUCGUGUGCAUAAACCAGUUGGGCUGCACCUGGACAAAGUCAUAUUCCCACGUCCAGCUGUAGUGCCCAGUUAAGGUCAUGUAGUUCCACAGCUAGGCCUCCCUGCUGCUGCCUGUAGUGUUAUAAGAUGAUGACAUGAAGGAUUCAAAUCUCAAACCAUUCGAUUUAUUUAAUAUCGUUCCCUAAGUUUUGGAAAUCCAUUUUCAAAGCAUGACUUAAAGAUGCACCAAAUGUUUACUGAACAUUUCAAUAAUUCAAUUUUUUAACUCUGCCUCAAAUUUGAUUCCGAAAUCGAUCAGUAAUAUGAGAAAAUUGAAUUUGAUACAUUUUUAAGUGAAUGGUUCUUCUUUUAGUCGCAUCUGCACAAGAUGAUCUAUGCAAUAUAUAUAAAAAAAAAGAAACGGUGUGUCUUUUCAAAGAUGUACUGGACUCCAAUAAAUCUCUUGGGUUUAUUGAGCUCGAUUAAGUGAAUACAGAUCUCAUUUCACACCUUCCGAAGGCUUUUAGUUUUGAGCCAGCACAGAGUGGUUUUUGGGCAAAUGGAGUUGGAAGCAGACUUUCCUCCCAGCCUCGUCAUAGAAAUGGCAUUUUCGUCUUUAUUAAGUUUGUCAGCUAGCAUGGUAUAAGUGGGUAACAGCAAGAUGCUGGAUCACUAGCUUUUUUUUUGGCCAUUUAGUUAAUAGAUCCAUGGAGACAAUAUGUCAGAAGGAGACUGUUUCGUCCUCCACUCUAUUUCCCUGCUCCAUUCUUGUAGCCCUGCAAGUUAUUUCCCUCUGAUGAUUAUCCCUCCAACUUUUGUACAAAUAAAUUCUUCCUCGAAUUUCCCUGAGGAUCCUGCCCCCAAAAUGCUAACUCUUUGACCGAAAUCCAGCUGUCAAUGUUGAUAGGAUCAGUUUUUCUUUACCUUGUCCAAUCUGUCAGCUCUAAGAGGUCUCCCCCCAAUCUCCUUUGUUUGAAGGAAAGCAAUCUCCAACCUAACCUUGUCGCUAAAACCACUCAUCCCUGGAACCAUUCUGUUAAAUCCCCUCCGCGCGCUCUCAAUGUUAAUGGUCAUUAACACAGACUAAAGGCAGCCUGCUGAUCACAGGUUUAAGACAUGAAGGCGGUUUGCACCUGAUAAUUCUGAAUUGCUCAAUGUGUUAAAAAAGAUUAUCAUAAUUUGAAUUAGAUAAUGCAGCCAGCACACCAGAGGUCAGAAUUUAGUGCUUUAAAGAUUUUUCUGAAAUAAUUUGAAUUAUACAACUUAAACCAAGAGGAGGAAAGUGCAUGUCUCCUAUUUCAAGCAACGUUCUGUUACUGUCUCCAGGAUAGUCAUAAGACAUAAGCUUACAGGUUGAAAAAUUACCCCCUCUUAUCAUUGGUCUUAAACUUUCAUCUCUGUUUUGUUAAUAGUGCGUGUGAUUGUUAUUUCUCUUAAUUUGUCUGCUUUGUGACUUCAAACUGCAAUCCGGGUCCAAUAACCUCUGCUCUCUCCUUGUAUCUUUACCAUGCUGAGCUUGUAUUUUUGCUCUUAUUCGUUUGUUUACUCCUUAGGUUCACAAAACUGGAAUUUCUUGAUUCUUUGUGUGUCCUGCAUGCUACAUUAAAAAAAAACUAAGCUUUACUUCAAGCUAUUGAAAACAUGUUACCAAGAACUCCUGCAUCAUCAGAGGUCUAAAACAGAAAUUGCUGGAUAAGCUCAGCAGGUCUGGCAGCAUCUGUGGGGAGAAAUCAGAGUUAACGGGAAGGGUCGUUCAACCCUUUCUUUUGUUUUUGUUUCUGAUUUAUAGCAACUGCAGUUUUUUUUAUCAUCAGAGAUCUAAUUGCACCAUGGUUAGAGUGGGAUAGCCCAAUCAUUCAGUCCCAACAAGCAAAAUACUGCAGAUGCUGGAAAUCUGACUUAAAGGCAGAAAUGCUUAAACUACCCAGGUCAUGCAACAUUCCUGGGAAGCAUGAUAUAAUGUUUGCAUUGGAAUGUUAUAUUGACGCUAUAUUGUCCAGACUUAAAGCUAUAGUGCUGUCCCUUCACUAUUACUGGAGCAGACUCCUGCAAAAGCUAACAGUGUUGUGGGAGCACUUUCAUCAAGCAUACUGCAGCAGUUCAAUAAGGCACCCUAUCGCUGCCUCUCGAGGCAAGUUAGGGAUGGGGCAAUAGGUUCAUCUCAGCUCUAGGAUGACAAAGCAUGUGAUGGCAGAUAAUUUUAAGCAGAUUUUUGCUGGGCUGAGUUGGAACUGUUAGGAAAACUGCUUUAGUUGAGUCCAGGCAUUGCACCCUCUAAAGAGGAGGCAGGUCGCGUUUGUCACCAUGUCCUAACAACUUGCAUUUGUGUAACCCCUUUCCCAGGACAGCCUGAGGAGCUUCACUUCAACACAUGCUGGCCAGCCAAUGAAGCCCACAUCCCACAAAUCAGUGAGAAAAAAAACCUCAAACAUUAGCUUACUGAAUUUGCCAUUGGGCCUUGACAGGAGAUAGGAUGAGAGAUGGCCAAAGGCUUGGUUAACAGAGGUAGGUUGAGAGGAAUGUCUUAAAAGAUAUCUGAGUGGGAAUUCCAGGGUUUCAUAGUAGAAAACAUGAGCAGUGAUGCUUACACUCCCACAUUGGUGUGUGGGGUGCUUAAAAUAACCAAGGGAAAGAUGCUUUGAAUAUACAGUCUGCCCGUGCCAAAAGGCAUAAGUAUUUUGGUCUCAUUUUAAUCUGUUGAUCCCUUUAAAAUGUCAGUGGUGACUCAUUUUUCUUGUGCGUUGUCUGCAACGUGGAGGUAUAAUGCCGUCUAUGUCUCAAAAGUGUUGCAAACUCUGCUGUUUUCAUGGAGUUAGGGUUGGUAAGAAAGGAAGAAAAACCAAAUUAAGCUCAAAUUUGGACCAUUUGAAAUUCCAUUUGUCCAAAUCAAUGAGACUUCACCAUUCUGUUUUCAAUUAAAUCUGUGGUACAAAUCCUGUGUUACUGUAUUUUCUUUUAUAAAAGCACUGAGGUGGAAAACAUUAAUAUUUUGAAUUUCCAAUUUAACAAUUCAAACUGGGAUUCUAAUUUUCUCAGCAGGUUCUGAUGAGUUCUGGAACUGAGAUUGAAGCUGUCAGUUUUCUUCCAUUUGCAUAUAUGAUACAAAAUGGUCAAUUUAGAUGUGUAUGUUUGUGGAGCGAAACAAAGUUUGUAAAUUUUGCUUUUUUAAAAAAGUUCUGUUUAAUGUUAUGUGGCACUGUUCUGUAAACUUUGUCUUGCUGUAUUUGAAUAAUGUCAGUUAAAUAAAAGAAAUGGAAAAUA
Messenger RNA from Rhincodon typus (whale shark), 9591 nucleotides. RefSeq names its product serine/threonine kinase 3 (STE20 homolog, yeast) (gene stk3). NCBI's taxonomy places the organism in Eukaryota, Metazoa, Chordata, Chondrichthyes, Orectolobiformes, Rhincodontidae. The transcript has 11 exons. Gene Ontology annotation, cellular component: cytoplasm. Gene Ontology annotation, biological process: intracellular signal transduction; protein tetramerization; regulation of MAPK cascade. The record is from RefSeq and is a predicted model, not a curated record. The coding region runs from base 238 to 1818 and encodes 526 amino acids. Gene Ontology annotation, molecular function: ATP binding; protein serine/threonine kinase activity.